AUUAAAUAUUAGUCAAUUAUUAUGCCACCUAAACCUUGGGAAAGUUAAUAAAGUAAUAAGAUCAAUUAAUCUAAAAGGAGUUUAAAAAGCAACAGCAAUAACUUAAGAAUUAUAAUAGAACCAGACCAUAAACAAAUCUCCUGAUUUACAGAUUUAAGAUACUGGCAUUGGAGAAAUGACUCAAGAACAGGCUGCGCAGGUUUCUGCUCUAGCAGCCACUUAAGGAACAAAUAACCAGACCUCGUAUUAAAUUUAAACAAUAUCCAUUAGUUCAUUAAAUAACAAUUUAAACUCCACCACAGGACUUGGCUAUGGAGGUCUAAGCAGUUAUGGCGGAGGAUAUGGUGGUAUGGGUGGAUACGGCGGUAUGGGUGGAUACGGUGGAUAUGGAGGAUAUAGUAGUGGAUAUGGAGGAUUAGGCAUGGGAAUGGGCAUGGGCUAUGGUAUGGGAGGCUAUGGUAAGUGAAUUAUAUUGAAAUUAGGAAUGAAUAGAUUCGGAAUGGGAAUGGGAGCAGGAAUGUAGUAGGGUAGCAAAAUGAUGCAGGCUUUGGAAUAUUUGGAUAGUGUUGGUUUCGUUGUUAAUAGUCUUUGUGAAAUAGCCAGGAUGAUAGAAAUGAAUACUCAAGGAUUAUAUAAUUUGGGGUAAUUAUGAUAAUAGAAGUUUGUAUAGCAUCAGCGGAUUAGCCUUGCUAGGAAGAUUGUAUUCAGGAAAUAAAUGGUUAUGGCAUAUUAUCAUUAAUUUUAUCAAGAAAAUUUAUUACUAAAUAAAGACAAGUUUAUUAUUUGAAAAUCAAACAUCGAAUUAGAUAAAUUAAAAGUACAAAAAGCUAUUGAUUUUCGGAAUAAUUGUAUCAGCACUGUUAUUAUCAACUUUAAUAUAUCCUAAAAUGGUUAGCAACAAUUCUUCAAAUCCCAUACUCGAUUAAGUUUUUAAUUAAUAAAAAAUAUGAAUGAAU
Molecule: messenger RNA, 956 nt
Organism: Paramecium octaurelia
Lineage: Eukaryota; Ciliophora; Oligohymenophorea; Peniculida; Parameciidae
Source: the annotation of a GenBank genome assembly